AUGAAGCCGAGCAGCGAGGACGGGGCGGCGCAGGCCGGGGGCCCGUGGGAGGAGUGCUUCGAGGCAGCGGCGCAGCUGGCGCUGCGGGCUGGACAGAUCAUCAGGAAAGCCCUUUCUGAGGAAAAACGCGUCUCAACAAAAACGUCGGCCGCGGACCUGGUGACAGAAACAGAUCACGUGGUGGAGGCUCUGAUCCUGCAGGAGCUGCAGCAGCGCUUUCCCUCCCACAGGUUCAUCGCGGAGGAGGCUGCAGCUGCUGGGGCCAAGUGCGUGCUUACCCCCAGCCCCACCUGGAUCGUCGACCCCAUUGAUGGCACCUGCAACUUCGUGCACAGGUUCCCGACAGUGGCAGUGAGCAUUGGGUUUGCUGUGAACCAGGAGCUGGAGUUCGGGGUGAUUUACCACUGCACAGAGGAGCGGCUGUACACAGGCCGGAGGGGCCGGGGCGCCUUCUGCAACGGCCAGCGACUGCGCGUCUCCGGGGAGACAGAUCUCUCCAAGGCCCUGGUUCUGACAGAAAUCGGGCCCAGACGAGACCCCACGACACUGAAGCUGUUCCUGAGCAACAUGGAGAGGCUGCUCCGUGCUGGGGCCCAUGGGGUCCGAGUCAUCGGCAGCUCUACCUUGGCACUCUGCCACCUGGCCUCGGGCGCCGCCGACGCCUACUACCAGUUUGGCCUGCACUGUUGGGACCUGGCUGCAGCCACUGUCAUCAUCAGGGAAGCAGGCGGCGUCGUGAUGGACACGUCAGGCGGGCCGCUAGACCUCAUGUCUUGCAGGGUGGUUGCUGCAGGCACACGGGAAAUGGCGGUGCUCAUAGCUCAGGCCCUACAGACGAUUAACUACGGGCGGGACGAUGAGAGGUGA
This is a messenger RNA of Lipotes vexillifer (Yangtze River dolphin), 867 nucleotides long. RefSeq names its product inositol monophosphatase 2 (gene IMPA2). NCBI's taxonomy places the organism in Eukaryota, Metazoa, Chordata, Mammalia, Artiodactyla, Lipotidae. The record is from RefSeq and is a predicted model, not a curated record. The coding region runs from base 1 to 867 and encodes 288 amino acids. Gene Ontology annotation, molecular function: inositol monophosphate 1-phosphatase activity. Gene Ontology annotation, biological process: phosphatidylinositol phosphate biosynthetic process; inositol metabolic process; signal transduction. The transcript has 8 exons.